Molecule: messenger RNA, 1785 nt
Organism: Peniophora sp. CBMAI 1063
Lineage: Eukaryota; Fungi; Basidiomycota; Agaricomycetes; Russulales; Peniophoraceae
Source: the annotation of a GenBank genome assembly
AUGUUCAAGAAGAACCUUCGUCAGGUGAAGACAUCGGCGCCUUUGCGCAACUCGGAUCGGCGCGCACUCCGCGACCGCGUUGUGCGGGGUUUCUGCCCGAACGAGCCAGAGAAUGGUGAUGAACUUGUACCGGAGGGUAUCCUGAGCCAAAAGAUCACGACUUCUGCUGGAAUCCCUGGUAUUGUAUACCUCGCUUCUGGGGGCGAUCCUCUCUGGUUCACGAUUGGGCGGGACUCUGAAGACCUCAUUCCUACAGUGUAUACUCUAUGGAAAUGGCCGGUGCUUAUACCAACCAUUACCGUGCCAGCCCCGGUUAUACCAAUACUCAUGAAUGGCGCUGACUUGAUGGCCGCUGGGAUUGCUCAGAUGAUGACUUUACCUAAAGUGGAUCAACUAGUGUCUGUCGGCACGAACAUUAUGGGACCCGCUCUCGCCGUCGGACGGAUGAUCAUAGACGGCGAGAGGAUCAUGAAGGAGAACAUCAACAAGGGGAAGGCCGCGACUAUCGUACACACGUUCAAGGAUUCCUUGUGGGCCCUGGGAUCCAAGACGAACCCUCCAGAAGCCACUCCUUUCUCGGUUUCUGGAGCACACCCUGCUCCCAUCGAAAGCGGUGCUUCGGCAGGCCCGCCACCAGUUUCGAACGCUACUACAGACGGCGACGAUAUCUCUCUGCUUGUCCCAGGUGCAAGCUCGGACGAGCGGGGCAAACUUCCUCUCGAACCUGGCUCUAGCUCACCAGCUGCACUCGACGACGAAGAGAAGUUCUUUAUGACUGCGGAAGAAGUUUCGGCUGCUCUCAAGGAUGCUCUUCUACAGGUAAUCAAAACGUCGAAUACCUCGUCUCCCGCCUUCCCCAUCGCGGCGUCCACCUUCUAUACCAGUCACAUUCUUCCCUCGCGGGCCAUCCGAACCAUCCAUUCUACAACUUCCGUCGAUAUCAAGCACUCGACCUUCAAAUCUUUCGGCGCGUUCUUGAAACAGGCCGAAAAGCAGGGUCUAUUGAAGCUCAAGGACGCGCGUGGAGAAGUCAACAUCUUAUCAUUGAACAGCGAUGCCGACGAUGUGAUCCUACAUCGCAUUCACUCGACCGUCGGCGACUAUGAGAAUACGCAGAAGAAAAAGAAAGAGCGUGAGGGAAAGCGUGAUGCAGCGAACGAAGCGAAGGAGAAGCAGAUCAUGGUGGAGGAGCUCUGGAAGCCGCAUCUGACGACCAUCAGACUCUUCGAAGAGGCAAAACUGGACGCUUCGGGGAUGUACACGCUGGCGGACCUUAAAGCCGCUCUGAACGCCUACGUCGACUCGCAUGAUCUGGUGAACAAGUCCGAACAGAUGUUCAUCAACACGGACGCAGAUCCGACGCUGAGAGAGGCGCUAUGGCCUCAGACGGGAAAGAAUCCGCCUAGAGUGCCCGAGUUCUUGAAGCGCGAGGAGCUUAUGGUGGCGCUGUGCGCGAAGAUGCAGCCAUGGCACCGCAUACAGCAGGGCUCCUCCGAGCCGAUUCUCAAGAAGGGACAGUUGCAACCCAUCUCUGUUACGGUCAAGGCGCGGCAAGGAAAGAAGCAGAGCACACUUAUCACCGGGCAUGAGCCGUUCAUGCUGUCUUCUGAGUACCUUGCCGAGACGCUGCGCACGCGCUGUGCGACCUCGACCUCUGUGUCCCCUGUCAAAGGUUCCUCUAAGGCGGAGGAAGUCUUGGUGCAGGGCAAGCAGAUCAAAACUGUUGUCGAAUUCCUGGAGCAGACCGGCGUGCCGAAGAAGUGGAUCAAGGCCGACAAGGCUUGA